Molecule: messenger RNA, 536 nt
Organism: Eruca vesicaria subsp. sativa (arugula)
Lineage: Eukaryota; Viridiplantae; Streptophyta; Magnoliopsida; Brassicales; Brassicaceae
Source: the annotation of a GenBank genome assembly
UGAUAUUUCGAUUCAAGUUUCGAACCACGUAAGGCGUCUUCGGCGUGAUCUGAAAACCUAGAGUCGAUUCAAUCAUGUCGAAAUCGAAGAUGGAAAGACAAAUAGUCGUUUCUGGAAACGUACAAUGGGAAGAGAAGAAGCAGGAGGAAGGAGACUUGGAAAGCAAGCAAGUCUCAGAUGAACUUGACAAGAGUUGUUUGACAGAAGAACAUGAUGACUACUUGUCUGAUCAGAACAGUAAAAAGAGGACAAGGGAAGUCAAGAAGAAGACUUCAGAUUCUGAACCAGAGAAAAGAAAGAAGCGUAAGUCAAGCAAAGAUACGUCGUCGUUUGAUGACUGGCUUUUUGUUGCUACCUUUAAUCCGCACAAGAAGGCUACUAAUCACAAAAAAGUUAUCAAGUUUGAUGAUGAAGACAUGAACAAGAAGAUGGAUAGAUCAUCAUGUGGAGGUUGCUUUUUCCCCAAGGCUCAGUUUUUGUCUCAUGUUGGAAUCUUUUCAUUACCAUAUACAGUCUUGUUUUAGGUCUGCGUCCCA